ACGUCACUUCCGCAAACAACAGAGCCAUGUGUGUCUACGAAAUUUAAUUCGUUAUCUUGAAAGUGAACCAGAUCACCAAGAUGGCUGGACAGGAGCCAGCAGAAAAGAAAAUGAAGCUGGAAUUUGAAGAGGGCAAUGGAAACGGUGUUGCUUCCAAAGAUGCCAUCAAAUCAGAGGAGGUUCAGAAUUCAAAAGAUGAUAUUGAAGAAGUGGAACAUUUUAAAGAGACAGAUGUCGGAAUACUGGCCUUCAUUAGUGAUUUACCAGGUUUUCAAGGCAUCAUAAAACAGAGAUUCUCAGAUUUCAUUGUGAAUGAAGUAAAUGAAAAGGGAGAAGUAGUUCAUCUGAAAACUUUGUCCACAAAGUCAGUACCAGAUACAGAGACCGACAAGUCAGUACCAGAUACAGAAACGGCCAACUCGGUACAAGAUACAGAAACCACCAAGAAUUCUCCACCAACAGAAAUUCAGGUUGAGACAGAAGUAAAGCCUGUUGAACCCAUUAAGUGCAGUCAGCUUCCUGAUGCUGAAGUAGAUGAACUCAACAAACUCAUUCUCUCUACAGACACAUCUCUGACAGUCAACCUUCAGGCAGGUGAUGACAAGGAAAAGAGAUGUGGCAUUCAUAGGGCCAUAAGGACAUGCUUUCCUAACCUGGAAAGUACCACUAUGGAUGUGGAUGGACAGAAAGUCAUUCAAGUGAAAAAAAUACCUCCUCCUAAGAAAGGUAAAAGUAAUCCGGGUCAUCGCCAUGGGAAGCAUCAUCGAAAACGACGCUGGUCUGGUGAACAAGGUGAUUACUGUCGCUUCACCCUCUACAAGGAAAACAAAGACACUAUGGAUGCUAUCUUUAAACUUGCUCAUAUGUUACAUGUCAACAAGGGAAUCUUCCAGUAUGGUGGAACCAAGGACAGACGGGCCAAAACUACACAAGAAAUUACCGCUUUCAAAUUACGGAUAGAAAAACUGGAAGCUGUCAGUCCAACGCUUUGGAAUAUGAAACUGGGAGACUACAGAUAUGUGGACAAACCUCUGCGGCUUGGGCAGAUAUGUGGAAACAAGUUUUCAAUUGUCCUACGAAAUGUAACCGAGCCUGACGACACGAAGAUCAACCAAUCACUGGCCUCUCUUCGUGACUACGGCUUCAUCAACUACUUUGGAAUGCAGAGAUUCGGCACCACAACCAUUCCCACGUACCAUAUAGGAAGGGCGGUACUUAACAGUGAGUGGGAGGAGACGGUGAAUCUUAUCAUGAAACCUCGACUAUGGGAACACGGAGAUAUUGCAGAGUGUCGUCGUUUGUGGUGGGAAAAGCGGGAUUGUAGCGCUGCCCUGAAGUCCUUCCCCAAACGUUACGGAAUAGAACGCACCCUCCUCACUGGCCUCAAAAAGAACAGCAAGAAUUUUUGUGGGGCCUUCGGAAUGAUACCGAGGAACACACGGCUGAUGUAUCUCCAUAGUUACCAGAGCUAUAUAUGGAACUGUGUUGUGUCACGCCGGAUUCAUGAGUUCGGGAUGAGGCCAGUUAAAGGAGACCUAGUGCUUCCGUCACAGUCCGCAGAUAUGGAGCAGAGUCUGGACGGAGAUGAAGAUGAGGAUGAGGGGGAUGGGAAAAGAUUCCAGAUGCAGCCCAUCGUAGUGAACGAGUCCAACAUCAAGGACUACACAAUUUACGAUGUUGUUAUGACGAUUCCCGGUUACGAUGUGAUGUUUCCGGAGAAUGCUGCAAAGGACUGGAUUACGGAGAUUCUGGAGAAGGAUAAACUCACUAUAGAGAGUUUCCGACAUAAAAACAAGCAGUACACAUUGAAGGGGACGUACAGGAAGAUGCUGGCUCGGCCGACGGACGUCACCUGGCAGAUCUACAAGUAUGACGAUGUGACGCUGCCGUUAGUGCUGAGCGACGUUGACAGGCUCGAGGGCAUGUCUGAACCAAAGUCUAUACCAGGUGCUGCUCUGAAGGCCCUGAAACUGGUGAUGACACUGCCGCCAGCUUGCUAUGCGACCAUGGCUCUCCGCGAAGUUCUCAAGAUGGAUACUUCUUCUGCACACCAGUCCACACUUAACCAGACCGCUGACACCAAACCUAGCACGGACAAACCAAUGGACACUUGACCAAUCGACAUUUAGUUGUUGUUAAAUGUUAAACUUGUGUCUGUAGGAACUAAAUUCUUUAGGCCAAUAAGCACUUCAGAACAAAACAAUUUUCGUUUUUCUGUUCCUUGAAAUUGAAGAAAACUAGAUUAGUGUCAAUUGGUGCGUUGUUCUUAGGUGUGAUUUCGCCCUUAAAGCUGAAUGUGCACCGUUGUGCUGGUUUAAAUUAAUUACCGCAAAGAAUUAUUGUUCCGGUGGUACUACUUGGAAAUGAACUUUUAGACUGCCAUCAAAUGGAAAAUAUAUUUUCCUACAAGUUUGUACUAGAAAAUAAACUUUCAUACUACUGAGCAAUAGGCUACUGAAGCAUGGUAUUGUUUGACUUUGUACCUUAAAUGAGAUAUGUGCCUGAAAAGUUCCUGGAAAGAAAAUUGUCCAUAUUUGAGUAUCAACCCACUCCGAACAUUAUAUCAGUCUGCUAAAUGUUGAAAGCUUUACCUUAAAACUUCCAAUGUUAGGAUUCUGAAAUGAUAUGCAACCAAAGAGAUAUUUUGCAGUUCAAUCAACAGUCAAAGAAGGCCAUCACUUAAAAAAUAAUGGUGCUAAAUUUUAACAUUCUCAUAAUAUGCAAUAAUUUUUGCAAUUUUUAUUUCAAACUUCUCAAGGGCAUACCUUACAGAACCCUAGGGGAUCGAUACCAUGUGUUUAUUAAUAAUUUAUUUAAUUAUGGCUGAUAUAGUUAUACCGGUUUAACCGAAACUUGGUAGGAAUUACUAGUUAAGACUAAGAGAUUUUUAAUACAUUUUUGGGUUGAUUCGAAACCAUCAUGACAGUUGUGGCAGCCAUAAUGUUGUCCAGUAUUACUAUUAAUUGUAUAAUUAUGAACAAUUGUUUUCUGAAAUCAAAGAACUAACUUGGUGAUCUGUUUUAGAUGAUAUAUACAAACUAAGGGAUAAUUUUGGGUUUUAUUUCAACUUUUUAGAUGAAAUCCAAGUUCGCUGGCAUGUUUUGGAUAAUUGUGCAAUAGAUUCUGUCCCUUGAAAAACAAAUUCUGGCUAUCAAUUACUCAAAUAUAAAGAGUUUUAUAUGCACACAAAUAUUUCAUCAACUGUUGUUAUACAUAUUUUUUUUCUGGAAUUGAUCACAGGGACUUGGUACAAUUUCCUUAUAACCUUCUCCCUAUAUGUAUCAAGAGAUGCAGACUAUGGAUUACGAAAUUGUGGCAAGGCCCUGUGAAAUAUCUAGUAUAUUAUAAUAACAUCUUUCAACUUGUCACUGAGAGGUCAAUCGACAGCAGUAAAAUUAAGUGAAAAAUAUCGGCUACGUUUAGAGCAGGAACAUGCUGAAAGGUACACUGUACAUGUAAUGAUAUCAUUAUCUAUAAAUUUACAUUUGUA
Molecule: messenger RNA, 3490 nt
Organism: Pecten maximus
Lineage: Eukaryota; Metazoa; Mollusca; Bivalvia; Pectinida; Pectinidae
Product: pseudouridylate synthase 7 homolog
Exons: 17
Coding region: 81-2114 (677 amino acids)
Biological process (GO): pseudouridine synthesis
Cellular component (GO): nucleus
Molecular function (GO): pseudouridine synthase activity; RNA binding
Source: RefSeq, a predicted model, not a curated record